This is a messenger RNA of Phytophthora sojae, 1599 nucleotides long. RefSeq lists its product as hypothetical. Gene Ontology annotation, biological process: regulation of transcription by RNA polymerase II. The record is from RefSeq and is a predicted model, not a curated record. The transcript has a single exon. The coding region runs from base 1 to 1599 and encodes 532 amino acids. NCBI's taxonomy places the organism in Eukaryota, Oomycota, Peronosporomycetes, Peronosporales, Peronosporaceae.
AUGGCGGACGAGCUGUACUACGGCGAGAGCGACGCCGCGUCGUCCAGCGCGAACCGCGCGUUCCCGACGCACCCGACGUGGGACCAGCGGCGGCAGCUAGCCGUGGACAUCUCCAACCUGGCGCCGCCCGACCUGCCGGGCGUGCUGCUGCUCAUCCGCAACUACGUCAAGGUGCUCGAGAUGCGCGAGCUGCUGCCGCGCGAGCAGCGCGUGCUGCCCUGGGACGCGCAGCAGCAGCAACAGGGACACAGCUUGCCUCACAAGGAGGAGGCCGACGCCAUCCAGCUGCAGUGCGGCUUCCGUCUGGACCAGGCCGACGACGAGCUGCUGCGCCAGCUUCGCCAGUACGUGGACGACUGCUACGUGCCGCACUUCGUGCCCAAGGAGAACUGCAGCGUGUGCGAGGGCCUCUGGUCCUGCGGCCGCGUGCUGUACUGCGGCAACGACGCGUGUUCCGUCAGGAUCCACGAGGAGUGCUUCGGCGUCGUCAUGAGGGAGCAGGACGACGGCCCGUGGCGCUGUCCGUCGUGUCUGCUCGGCAAGCAGCUCAUGUGCGCGGUCUGCAUGCAGUACGGCGGGCCGCUCAAGCCGCUGGCCAUGUCGGAGUCGGCGGCCAGUGACGAACAGAAGUGGGUGCAUGUGCUCUGUGCUCUGGCCAUCCCGGAGCUCGUCAUGCGCGACGUCCCGAGCAUGGAACCGGUGGACGGCUUCGAGGAGAUCGAGAACGGAAGAUUCAGGUACCUGUGCGCUAUCUGCCGCAAGCGUGGAGGCGCCUCCGUCAUCUGCGAGGCGGAGAACUGCAAUGUGGGCGUGCACCCGCAGUGCGCGGCCGACGCCGGACUCAUGAUCGGCAACGAAGGCAACUUGCUCGGAGUGUACUGCGACAAGCACUUGCCGACGUCGCGCAUCCCCGGAGCCAAGCGCUGGAUCAGCGACGAAGACCUCGUGGAGGAGAUCAUGAGCGAAUAUUCCAUCGACGAGGACUUCGACGAGGAGGAAUUUGAUACGCCACACUACACCGACGCCGAGCGCUACGCGUUCGUGCUCGAGUCGACGCCCUAUCUGCACUGCAAGCAGCAGCUGCUGGGGGCUACGGCAACGCUGCACUUUGGGCCAGCGCCCUUUUCGGCGGCGCCUGCUCCACCGAGGGACAUCGACCGCAAGACCUUCGUGGGGGCGAAGAUAUCAGCUAAUGCGUAUGCGCCGCCUGCCAUGGUGGUUCAGGGCAUGAGCACGCAGCGACCGAUAGCUUUCCCUCCUCCUGCUGUUUCCAAGGGCGACAGAAGAUUGGGUCUGCCUGAGUUCCCUCAAGGGAGGCACGUGGUCGGAGCUAUCGUGGACUAUUUAGCAAAGGCACAGGACGAAUGGCAACGUGCGCGCGUGCUGCAAUGGGACAAGGAGAAGAAGAUGCACCUCGUGCAGAUUAUCGCGUCUGGGCAGAAGCUGUGGGCGACUCUGGGCGUGGACAACACGAUGGUGUUGUAUCUUCCAGACGAGGAAAGCCUUUUGGAUGGUCCGAUCGUGAAGCUCAUCCGUCCAGUGACUAAGGGCGCCGUGCAGUGGCGUCCCAAGCCGCGUCAAUUUGCACCAGCGUCAUGA